AUGCGACUCAUCAAUACCACGACACUCGAGGUCGAAGAAUUCUUUGAUGUCUCCAUUCCAGAAUAUGCUAUCUUAUCACAUACAUGGGGCGACGGUGAAGUCUCACUGCAAGACUGGGCUGAUCGCAAGAACCGUCGCUUCAAGCCCGGGUUCCAGAAGAUCGUCUGGGCCUGUACUCAAGCUGCUAAGGACCAGCUAAAUCACGUAUGGGUGGAUACCAACUGCAUCGAUAAGAGCAGCUCUGCAGAGUUGUCUGAGGCUAUUAAUUCCAUGUUCAGAUGGUACCGACGAUCUGCUGUCUGUUAUGUAUACUUGGAGGAUGUCCCUGCCAUGACCUUGGACGAAUGCACCAAGCCAGAUAGUGCAUUUAGGAAUGCAAGAUGGUUCACAAGAGGCUGGACCCUCCAGGAAUUGAUCGCUCCGCCGAAUGUCAGUUUCUUCUCCAGCAACUGGACCAUGAUAGCCACAAAGUCCGAGCUGGCACCUUGUAUCACUGAGAUCACAGGCAUUCCUUGGUCAUGUCUGCUCAAGGGCAGGCUGUCCAAAGCACAUCCACUACGGAGAUACAGCGUUGCACAGAGAAUGGCCUGGGCUUCACGUCGUUCAACAACACGUAUUGAGGAUCAGGCCUACUCUCUCCUCGGACUGUUCGACAUCUCCAUGCCUUAUCAUAGCUUUUUUGCGUCCCGACUGCAAUAUGUCGAUUUUCUCCCUCGCUCACCUUGGGAGUUCUCCGACUCUCAGUCCGUGGUUGUUAGUAGCUCGCCGCAGCUGCAGAGGCAUUAUACACCAGAGGAUCACUCGUACUCAUUUCAUCUGACCAACACUGGACUGCAGAUCACUCUGCCCAUUGUGCCUACCUUGGUUCCUAAUUUCGUAUUUGGCGUGCUUGAUUGCUGGGACAUUGAGACCACGAGUACAACGACAACGCGACAUGUAUCACGGAUAUGGAUACCACUCCUUAGGAAGGGAACUGGCGAGUCGCAGCGGUAUCUACGAUUGAUCUGGCCUCAAACAUUUUUCCCGGUGAAGAUGGCUCGGAAGGACAGCAUAAUGUUUCAGGAAGAGGAGGAACUUCUCCCCAGAGACGAUCAUGCAUCAGCUGAUUCAGAAGAACCGUCCGAUCACGUGGAUACAGUGUCGACAGCGAUGCAAAGAAGUAUUUUGGUAAAGAAACCAUAUGCGACUAUCCUCUCAGUCUCUACAUGGCAACCGCGUGAAGCAGGGAGUCCGUUUCUCCUCUGCUUUCCCCGAGGAACAGCAGAUUAUCGUCUAUACGGCAUCUUCCCCAGCGAUGAGUCUGAUACCGCGUGGGCAUCCGAGACACCGCCUGUACUGCCACUGAUAAUGCCACGCCGUAUUCACAGAGGUAGCCACCAGGUGCCCGAUAUCGAGCUGUUUGGAAGAGCCGAAACGGACAUUUACGCUGCAGUGGUUGUGUUCAAGAAGAAAAGAUCAAAACCUCCAAGAUUCGUUGCUAUUUUCCUGUCCAAUAUUGCGCAGCGGGAUAAAAAAAGGGAUGGUUUUCGAGCCUAG
Messenger RNA from Fusarium fujikuroi IMI 58289, 1536 nucleotides. RefSeq lists its product as uncharacterized. The record is from RefSeq and is a predicted model, not a curated record. NCBI's taxonomy places the organism in Eukaryota, Fungi, Ascomycota, Sordariomycetes, Hypocreales, Nectriaceae. The transcript is spliced from 2 exons. Bases 1 to 1536 code for a protein of 511 amino acids.